Molecule: messenger RNA, 282 nt
Organism: Staurois parvus
Lineage: Eukaryota; Metazoa; Chordata; Amphibia; Anura; Ranidae
Source: the annotation of a GenBank genome assembly
UCCUCUUCUUCUUCUUCUUCCUCUUCUUCUUCUUCUUCUCUUCAUCAUCCUCUUCUUCUUCUACUUCUUCUUCCUCUUCAUCAUCCUCUUCUUCUACUUCUUCUUCCUCUUCAUCAUCAUCAUCCUCUUCUUCUUCUUCUUCUACUUCUUCCUCUUCAUCAUCUUCAUCCUCUUCUUCUUUUUCUUCUUUUUGUCUUCCCUCUUGCAGGUCACUGCUCAUGCGCAGAUUUUUUAUUGGUAAAAAAUCGGCCGAUUUGCCCAUUAUUGCCGCGAAAAUCGGCC